Molecule: messenger RNA, 273 nt
Organism: Pan troglodytes (chimpanzee)
Lineage: Eukaryota; Metazoa; Chordata; Mammalia; Primates; Hominidae
Product: non-histone chromosomal protein HMG-17
Exons: 1
Biological process (GO): chromatin organization
Cellular component (GO): nucleus; chromatin
Molecular function (GO): nucleosomal DNA binding
Source: RefSeq, a predicted model, not a curated record
AUGCCCGAGAGAAAGGCUGAAGGGGAUGCUAAAGGAGAUAAAGCCAAGGUUAAGUAGGAACCGCAGAGAAGAUCCACAAGGUUGUCUGCUAAACCUGCUCCUCCAAAGCCACAGCCGAAGCCCAGAAAGGCCUCUGCAAAGAAGAGAGAGAAGGUACCUAAAGAGAAGAAGGGAAAAGCUGAUGCUGGCAAGGAGGGGAGUAACCCUGCAGAAAAUGGAGAUGCCAAAACAGAAUAGGCACAGAAAGCCAAAGGUGCUGGAGAUGCCAAGUGA